Messenger RNA from Ziziphus jujuba (common jujube), 1487 nucleotides. Its product is annotated as E3 ubiquitin-protein ligase SINA-like 10. The transcript is spliced from 3 exons. The record is from RefSeq and is a predicted model, not a curated record. Bases 98 to 1366 code for a protein of 422 amino acids. Lineage: Eukaryota; Viridiplantae; Streptophyta; Magnoliopsida; Rosales; Rhamnaceae. Gene Ontology annotation, molecular function: zinc ion binding.
UGCUAAAUUAGCGAUACUUUAAUUUUAGUAGGUAUUUGGAUAGGAGGUAAAGGGGGCGAGAAGGGGGAGAGAGAGAGAGCGAGAGAGAGAGAGAGAGAUGGCGAAAUUCUCGUUAGUGGGUGAUGAAGAAGAUGGGGAAGGACCCAGUGAUGCGCGACGCAAGAGACAGAGGACCUCGUUUGCAUCUGCAUCUGCAUCUACCUCUACCUCCAAUGGAGUCGGAAUCACCUUUGAAGAGAACCAACCACCUCCUCAACCCUUGCCUUUAACUGUUGACCAACACGAACAAGAAGAGGAAGCGGAAAGCGAAGAAGAAGAAGAAGAAGAAGAACAACAACAACUGGAAGAAGAAGAAGGUGCGUAUGGUGAACAAGAGGCAGAAGAACGAGAUCCAGAAGAGGAAAUUGAAGAGAUUGAUCAAGUACCCUUUUCCACACUCAGAGUCGUUACGCGAAGCAGAUCUUCCUCUAAAUCCAUUGGAUUAUCUUCAGCUGCUGACCAGGAAGGCUCCAUUUCCGUAAAAUUGACCGACCCAGAUGUCCUUGAUUGCUCUAUUUGCUACGAGCCUUUGGCAAUUCCUGUCUUCCAGCUGAUGUUGGGCAUGAGUUAUGCUAUGGCUGCUCAUGGGCUACCUGACAAGUUUGUUGUGUGGCAACCCAUGGACCACUGUAGCAGGUUUAUGCAUGCUGAAUAUUGUGAGAAUGGACAUGUGGCUUGCUCUUCUUGCUGCGGCAAGAUUGAACAUAAAUGCCCUUCCUGCUCAUGGCCUAUUGGCUAUAAUCGUUGCCGAGCUAUAGAAAAGGUUUUGGAAGCUGUUAGAAUAUCAUGCUCAAACACAAAAUAUGGUUGCAAAGAAUUAGUGAGGUACAGUGAUAAAAAAAGCCAUGAGAGUACAUGCAUACACUCGCCUUGUUCAUGCCCCCAUCCGGGUUGCAAUGUUGUCUCCUCAGCUGGGAACUUAUACCAGCACUUUCGCUGUAAACAUUUGGAUUGUGCUGUACGCUUCCAGUACAACCGCACUUUUAAUGUGGCAUUAGAUGCUAAUGAGAGAUUUCAGAUUCUUCAAGAACAGGAUGAGGGUGUCAUUUUCUUACUUAACAAUAGCUCUGAACUUCUUGGGAAUUUAUUGACGGUUAGUUGUAUAUGGAACCGCUCAUUCAGUGGGUUCUUCUAUGAUAUUGUUGCAAAAAGCCAGGGAAACUCUCUUCGAUUACAAUCUUUCACAGAAUGUACUAAGAGACGUUCAAAUAGCAUCCUGGUUACAACAGGGUUCCUUCUUGUACCUCAAAAUUUUCGCAAUUCUAGCAAUGAGCUAAAGUUGGAACUCUGCAUAUGGAGUAAAGAUUCAUUUCCUACAAACUUCUAAGGAAGUAUCAAUGUUCUUUAACUUAUCUCAGUAAUAUCUAUGGUUAGAAUUAUACAGGAAUGUGGCAUCAAAUUUUUAUUAUCUAUUAUGUUUAUGAUUAGAGCAUUUAUAUUUGUAAGUA